UUAAAAAGAGGUAGGUCGGUAGGAAGAUCAAAACACCUUUAUUCUUUACACAGAAAUGGAAGAAGUGAAGCUACUAGGAACAUGGCCUAGUCCCUUUUGUUACAGGGUCAUAUGGGCUCUGAAACUGAAGGGCGUGAAGUAUGAAGAUGUGGAAGAGGACCUCAUCAACAAGAGUGAUCGUCUUUUACAGUACAACCCAGUUCAUAAGAAGGUACCGGUGCUCGUUCAUGGUGGAAAACCGAUCUUAGAGUCUACUGUUAUUCUUGAAUACAUUGAGGAGGUGUGGCCACAGAAUCCCUUGCUUUCUGAUGACCCUUAUGAGAGGGCCACGGCUCGGUUUUGGACUAAAUUUGGAGAGGACAAGAGCCCCAUUUUUAUUAAUUUUUUUCAUACAGUGGGGGAAGAGCAUGAGAGGGCAAGAGUACAGGGACAAGAAGUGCUGAAAAUAAUGGAAGAACAAGGGCUUGGAGAAAAGAAAUUUUUUGGUGGGGACAAAGUUGGACUGGCAGACUUGGCAUUUGGAUGGAUAGCUGGUUGGCUUCAAGAGAUGGAAGAAGCAGCUGGUGUGAAGCUUUUAGAAGCCAACAAGUUUCCUCGCUUGGAGGAUUGGAUCAAGAAUUUCAGAGAAGUCACUGUGAUCAAGGACAACCUUCCUGGUCAUGAAGAAUUGUUGGACUAUUUCAGGUGCCUAAGAGAGAGGCUUGCUCUAUCAUCAACGUCGUAGCUGGGCACUGGUUUGAAAUAUAUGUAUUACGAGAACGAUACAUAUUUUGAGUAUGAAGUAUGAACAAAACUUAGUGCUAAGUUAAAUAAGGCCCAUGUUUAAUCGAAACAGCACCACUACUCACUACAAAUAACUAGCCUCAAAGGCGGAACUUCCAAGGAAAUGGAGCAAUCAGACCACCGUUGCCUGCCAAGUAAUGUCCUCUUGAGCUCAAUCUUAUGCCAAACAUAGUAUUCUAAUUGUAAAUGCACUAUGUAGUUCAAAGAAAAAAAGAAACUAGCUUGCUGCAGACUUACAAUUAGAGUCUACUAUAACAAAUAAAAACUCUGCUUCAAGUUUGGCCUCUAGCUAUACACUUAAUCUGUAGGCCUUCUACUAUACAAAUGCUAGCCGGUACUUUGAAUGAAACCAACUUCAUAUUUGUGUUUAAAGAAAUGGAAUGUGCGCCUGCUGGGCAAAACUUAGAAGUCCUGCGCUUUCCGUCUCAAUUCAUUAAGCUCCAUUUCAAUUUCAGAAUCCUUGAAUGGAUAUGCCUUGUUUGAACUGGGAGUAACAGUUCUUCCGGGUGGAAGAUCUCCUUUCUGUUUGGAGUAACAAAAGAAAAAAAAUAGGUCAAUGACCCCGGUUGUUGAGAAGGAUUAACAAAAAAGUUUAAGAACCUAAAAUUGAUUGCACUUUUUCAAGAAUAUAUAUUUCUCCUGCAUGAUAAGGCAUACCUUUGAACUACCAGACAGUUCUUUCUUCAAGCUUGCAAGAUCAUCAUCAACAGAAGAGCUCUCUAGCAUCGCAAACUGCAAUUUCGGUACAGAUUUGAAAUGAUAAGAAAUCCAGUAUGAGCAGAGAAACUAUCAUAAGUAGGUUAAAUGGUAAAUCAAUGUACUACUAUCAAUUAGGCAGCUAAACAGCGUAAAUUGUAAUCAUCUUAUAUGGUCAUUUGAAAAUCAGCAGUUUUCUUUG
Molecule: messenger RNA, 1681 nt
Organism: Rosa chinensis
Lineage: Eukaryota; Viridiplantae; Streptophyta; Magnoliopsida; Rosales; Rosaceae
Product: probable glutathione S-transferase
Exons: 2
Coding region: 56-724 (222 amino acids)
Biological process (GO): glutathione metabolic process
Cellular component (GO): cytoplasm
Molecular function (GO): glutathione transferase activity
Source: RefSeq, a predicted model, not a curated record